CGCACGCCGGCCGCUUUCCACACUGCGCUCGCGCCGCGCAUAACGGGCUGACGUGCUGUCGCGAGAGGUUGUCUCGCGCUCGCGUGUGUUGUGUAUUGUUGCGUGUGCAGUGUUCGAAUUUCAAAUUUCAAAUCGUCCUACCACAGACUACAGAUCGUUCGGACACACAUUGUGGCAUCAUUAUUAUAAACCUAGGAACUGGGAGUGUGUGAUCCGACCGUAUAUUUCAAAAGAUGAUCAGAUCGGGGUAGCAUGGGGCAGGCGGGCAGCCAGCCGGCGGAGGGCCGGCCGCGCCGGGUCCACACGCUGCCGAGCGAGCCGCUGCGACACGCACCUAAAGUGCUCCCAUCGCUAACAGAGUCUCCCCGCUUACGGAGCACAGACAAUGGUGCCAUCCUGCACUCCGGCGGCACCAUCAGCGGCCGCCGACCCGUCUCCAUGACUGUGGAUAGGACACCACAUGGCCACGUGCAUUCCAAUAUAUACCGGUCGCGGUCAGCUGGUGGGGCGGAAUGCGAGUUCCGAUCGGAAAGGGAGAUGCUGCAUCGCUCGCACACCAACCUGGACAUCCGGCGGAGUGAUUCAAGCUUAAACAAGAGGUUUGGGUCGGAGCCGGACCUCAGAGAGGAGGAGCAGAGGCCGAGGUGUAACAAUAAACACUUCCGCAAGAAGUACCGUGCACCCCCACCACCAGCUAACGAUCACUGUGAAGGAUCGUCGCCAGAUUGCGUCGAUGGAAAUGAAAAACGUGAACCUCAGAAGAAAUUGAGACUCUUCCGUACAAGAAAUGAGACUAAAAAACUGAAUCCACUGAAACUAGAAACGAAACCCGCCUACAGAAGUACGUACACCGACUUCAAGUCACUUGACUUCACCGACACGUCUUUCGAGAGACGAUACAGAUCACCGUGUAAGGACAAGGAUCACCUUAAAUAUCCAGAUAAUGUAGAUAUGCUACAGACAACUACUUCUUUAAAGAGAGAAGAAAGGCUGUUGCAAGGAAGACAAGAUUACAGGAACAAAACAGAUCGAGUGAGCGGAUGCCGGGCUAAAGCAUCAAAAACAAACGAAAAUAACGAAGCGUGGAAAACACCACUUUUGAACAGGAACUUUAGACAUUCCGAGAGAUUUAGCAAAACUGAAUUUCAAUUACCUUCUCUGAGAAGAGAAAAAACAUUUGAUAAUACGCUCGCGAUAAGUGAAAGUGAAUCUCCAAGAACUACGCAUGAAAGUAGGCUGAAAGCUGUUGGAGACCAAAUUACAGCAAACAAACUAGAUAGCAAGUCGCCUUUGAGAAAAUCUCUUCCUUCAUUAUUGCACAGAAAUAAUGAAGAAAAAGAUGAAUUUCAAAUGGAACUCAAGAAGGCAACGAGUAGAAUAAGAAACGAGUUAGUUAGUAAAAGUAAUGUUAGUACCAAAACUAGUCAGAAUGAUAAAACGAAAGUGAACCCAACGAAAACACAAGUCAAAGAGUCUAGUCUUAACUCGAAAGAUUGGAAACCAAGUAAUGUUAGACGACCAUUGAGUCGGAUCAAUGAGAUUAAAACUAAAACCGUCGAAGAUAAAGCGAAAUGUACGGAUGCAAAGAAAUCUAACACAGAUAGAAAAGAAAAUGUUAAAACCUUACCCGACAGAGGACAAGCGUCUGGAAAAGAAUCUACGCCCGAACAUUCACCUACGAGGAUAAAAGAGCCUCUUGCUAAACCACAAGAAAAACAAAAAGCACCUUCGAAGCAUUUCUACUUCGGCAUGAUAGAAAGCAAGCAAACAGAAACCCAGGAUCAUUUGAAAGACUUCCCGGGUCUCGGCAGUCCCAUCAUCGAGGAGUUCAGCAACUUCCACCUGAUCGAGAAGAAACUCCUGGGCUACCAUGAAGAAGAUGAAUUGGAUAAGUUCAACGAGAGAUUGAAACAAAGCUGUAAAAGAAAUCUAUCAUCGGAGUCAGCGCUAUCCUCCGGGUCGGAAGGCUCGUGCUCUGAGGGCUCGCUGGGCAUCGCUCUGCGCCUGCGCCCCACACUGCCCAAAAAGAUGCCCAACGCGCCUCGCUUCUCGCCCGCCGCCGCGUGGAGGCAGCUGGCCAGCUUGGAUGCUCAUCUUGCUGAAACUCGGCCACUUGCCGUAGAAGUAAAGAUGUCUGCAGACAUAUCGGGCGACUCGUCGCCUCGCUCAGAACAAUCCGCGGAUAAAUCUGGAGAUUCCGGUAUAUCUGGUGACCACGCACACAGCGAUCAUCGGAUAGACUCGCCGUCCAGACAUCAUGUGGCCCCCGACGCGACGUGGACCCCGCAGCAGGACCUGGGCGACAGCGGGUCGGAGGGCGCCGCGCCCGCGCCUGCGCGCCGCGACGACAAAUUUAAAGGCAUGUCGUGUUUCUACGAAUGCUUUCAGGGGAAACCAAUGCAGCACGGCUUCAACAGUCUCCAGAAGUUUCGGAAGUCCGUCUCCGGUGCAUUGGGAGCGGCGCUGGGUUCUAGAAAGUUCGAUCUGGAACAUGAACCGAUGCUGAAUGAGCCAGAACAGAACUGGUUCUUGACGAAAAGCGCGCCAAAUUCCCUCAGCAACCCCAUGCUGUUCCAGCCGCUGAGGGUGAAAAAUGAAGAGAUAAAGGAGGAGUCAGAGAUGUUAGAAAAGGAGGAGAGCAGCAUGUGGCGCGGGUCGGCGGCGCUGUGCUGGGGCGCGCACGUCAUGUACCUGCCACCCGCGCCCGACCAGCCGCACUCGCUGCCCGCGCCGCUCGACCGACCUGUCAGGAGCAAAUCGAGCGGUUGCCUGGAGACGGCGGCGCGCGCAGCCCGCGCGGCGCGCGCGGCGCUGGCGGGCGAGAUGCGCGAGCGCGAGCGCUCCGCGUCGCCGGAGCUCGCGCGCGCCGUGCCCGCCCGCGUCGAGCCAGUCACUCGCUCGAACCCGCAGCCCCGAAGCAAGCGGUUCACGUUCCAAUCGACAGUCAGGCAAUUGGAAAGGCGGCGACUUGCUGAGAAGCUGUCCAAGGAGGCAGAUCUGAAGGAGCAGCAGAGGAAAACCGAGCUGGAAGCAAUGAGGAGGGUAGAAGAAGAGUUCCAACGCAAGCGUGCGAGAGAGAAGGCGAAUAUAAGACAACAACUGCGCCUCGUCAGCAGCGGCGCUAACAGCAUGCCGACCUCAAACCAUCAGAAGUCUCGCGACGAUCCCGAUGGUUCCUGCCGCGAGUCUCCGGAGAGGAAUCGAGAUAAGAAUAGAACAAGCAAUGGAUCUGAUAUCAGUGGCCGGAGCAAGAGUUCCACACCGGUCCUCAGCGUGGAGCUGUCGGAGUGGCGCACGGGCGGCGCGGGCGCGGGGCGGCGCGUGUACCGCGACUGGAGCGCGGCGCCGCUCGCGCCGCCGCUCGCGCACGCGCACCCGCCCGCCUGCGCGCGCAUGCCGCUCUCGCACCACCCGCACGCGCACGCGCACGGUGUAGAAGGCUCCACAUUCAGCGGCAGCCCGCGCUCCGACAACUACCGGCUGGAGUUCGCGCUGGGCGGGCGCUCCCCGCGCUCCCCCCGCUCGGGCCGCUCCCCGCAGUCGCCGUGCACGCCGCGGCCGCCGCGCCUGCUCGCCACGCGCUCGCCUUCCACCUCCGGCUCGGAGAUAUCGCUGCGACAGCCUAUUAAAAUCAGUGAAACCACAAAAGAAGACAUUGAAGAGCCAAUAAUUGUACCAACAUUGCGACCGACCCGACCAGCGCGCGCUAGUGUCGCCAUUCGAUAAAAAAUAUUCGAGUUUGUUCUAAACCACAUUACGUACUGAGUCUAAAAACAUUUAAUAAAAAAAAACAAAUGUUGUUAAAAAAAAUAACAUAGAUGCUGUUUGUGACUGGCCAGUAUACCUUUUUAGUUUACGACAUAAUAGGGCUGUCGGCGUCGCAGGUCUUUUUUGCAUAAUUCUUAAUUUUGUCAUGAUUUACCGAUACCGUUUGUGAAAUAAAAUUAAUCCAUGUCAAGUCUUAUAGAUGGCAACUGGCGAAAUAUUAAACAAACUUUCUACUAAAAAUAUUUGAAGUUAAAAACAUUUGACAUGUCAAAAUCGGUUUCCAUAAAUGAGAACACAAACAAAAAACGAACAUAUAUAUUAUUUAUACUCGACUACGCCAGAAUCAUUACGUAUUAUGUUUAUAGUGAAGUUUCACAAGUUACAAAUUGGUCAGUUAGUAAUUAUCUUUUUGUUUUUCUAACCUGAUUUUAAUACGAGACAAAAAACCGCCAAAAUUUGGUGCUAUGUUAACUUGCACUUAGCAAUAGAACUAUUUAGACUGUGUUCAAACUAAUGUUUUGUAAUUAUAUUCUUCAAUCUCUUAUUAUUAAUGAAAUGUUAUAGUUAUAGCAUAAAAUAUUUGGAGAGAUUAUAAUAUUAAGUAUCGUAAGUUAUUCUUAAGCUGAUGUAUAAUUUGAUAUAUAAUUAAGUUUUCUUUACUGUUACUUACUGAUUUAUACAAUGCAAUCGACGUCAAUUGAAGCAAAAGUACUGAAGCUUUAAACAUAUUAAUAAAUAACUAAUUCUUAAUUUACGGUGCUAAUUAAAUUAUUCGCUGUAAUCUUUUCUUAUAUAAUAAUAAGGUUGUAUAUUUUUUAUUACUUAGAUACCAUUAUUUUUAGACGAUAUACCAUAUUUCUUAUUAUACUUAUUGAAAUAGAUGUGGUCAUUUGUAAAAAUCAAUAUUUGUUGAAAGUUGCCUCAUAAAUAUCAUCACCAAUUUCAUAAUCAGAUUAAUAUUAUAUUUCGGGAAAUUCAGCAUUUAAAGAAUUGUGUAAUGCUCAGAAGGAUCAAUUAAAUAACAUAGAAUAUAAUACAGAAGUCGAUACAAUCAACGUGGAAAUUAAAAAAAAAAAAGUAUGUUUGAUUUGACUUGUUUAUUCAAGAGUUCUAAAUAAAAAUACCUUCGAGUUUCCACGUUUGUGUAUUUACUAUUGCAACUAUCCAAUUAUAUAGCGACUGGCAACACGAAAGGGGUCAUAAAACGAUAAAUAUCCAUGCGAUAAUGACCAUGCGUCCAGGUCAAAUGUGACCAAUUCCAUUUUGAUCGAUUAUGGUAUAACAAACUGUUUUCUUUAAUUGUAUUAAUCAAAUAACUUUACAAUUACUUAUUAAAUGAUUACACCACGUUCAAUUUUAAAUAUCUUUUUACAUAAACUAAGGUCUAGAUCUAGUAAAGUCAGAACUGGGACCACAUGAUAAGUUCACUCGGUAGAAAGUUAUAAGAUAACAAACACAGUCGAAUUGAGAACCGCAUUUUUUUAAGUCGGUUAAAUAUGCGCAAGGCGUGUUGGAUAGAAUUCAUUUCAUUUUCAUUCAGUCAUUUGGUACCAUUUUAUAAUUUGGCAUGGUACCUCCCCCUCCUUCUCCUCCAGGGACGUCUUACCUCUUUUGUAGACGAGAAUUAUUAAUACCAUAAUUGAUACAUUGUAUUUAGAACGUUGCUAGUUGUUGUGUUCUUAUCAAUGACCAGAAUGCAGGUGCAAUAAUAAUGAUUAUAUUAAGACUGCCUAUGUUUUAUACCAUAAACCACAUAAGCUCAACGGUAUACAAUAAGUAUCAAUCGUAUAACUUGUAUAAUUAUAUCACGGUGAAUGUAUAUAGCUGUAAUUGUAUAAGACCAGAAAUACAUGUAUUUACAAGA
Molecule: messenger RNA, 5632 nt
Organism: Zerene cesonia (dogface butterfly)
Lineage: Eukaryota; Metazoa; Arthropoda; Insecta; Lepidoptera; Pieridae
Exons: 21
Coding region: 253-3726 (1157 amino acids)
Source: RefSeq, a predicted model, not a curated record